CACAGUUGCACCGAGUAUACUGCGCUGUCGAAAAGUCCGGACUGUCCGAAAACGAUAACUUCUCCGAUCGAAGCUCGUGCGCGUGUAUCGCAGCCGUUCGAAGAUAAAAGUUGUAAAUUCGUCGCCCUUUCAGCGAUAUUCUAUUCGACGAUAGUGCGUAGUGCAUUGAACGUUCCCAUUUCAACGAAGAAAACGCAUCGUACGGAUAAGCCCCCCGCGCGCGCGCCCGACAAACAGCCAACUUCAGGCUUCAUCGGGCAGGUCGGACAUCUUUUUUCAUACCACACAUACAUACACACGGCUUGGUUCGCGUACGGAGGCGCAACAGAUUAUCCUACGAGUGGAGUGUUGCAGCAGCGACUCCAUUUUUCACGCAGCGUACUAACGAAAUUCGGGAUACCGUUGCGAAGGCGCGCAGUGGUCGACGGCGCAUAGUGCAUGUACACAUUAUACACAUAAACAUUGAAUCGAACACCGACUGUGUGCGGCGCUGUGCGCUGCAGCACCACAAGUAACUGAAGUAACGGAUCCGGCCACCACUCGAGCCACUGUGCACAGUGCGCUGCGCGAGAGAGAAACAGCAGAGUCGCGAAACGCGCACAGUAGUCGGUCGAGCGACUGUAUAAUACCAUAACAGUGAGAGCAGCUCUCGCGGCCGCGUUGUGUUGUGUUGUGUCGUCGUUGGCGCGCGCGUGUAAAUACUACACAUUAUAUUUCGAUCAGACAUUUUGAAGUUUCGAGAGUGAGCGGAGAGCUUCGUACAGAACGAUCGAAAUCAUGCCGACGGACAGUGCCAAGCUGUACUCGAUGCGCGCGGAGGAGCUGCAGGCCGAGUUUCGCGACCUGUCCAAGGCCCUCGAGGCGUCGCACGAGAACCAGCGCAUGCUCUAUCAGGCCAUCGCGGAGAAUCGCAACGAGAGGCGCAUGCUGUUCGAAAAUCGCGUGAGCCUCGCGGACGGCGGCACGCCACCGCUGCUGCGCGAGCUCAAGCGGGAACGCCUAGGUGGCGCCACCACCCUCACGGUCGUCGAUUCGCAGCAGCAGCAGCAGCAGCAGACAUCCGCGGCCACCAGCUCGACGACGACGAUGACUCGAGUGGCGCCGGGUGGCGGCGGCGGCCUCAUCGUAAAGUCGGCGUCGGGCGCGCAGCACACCAUCAGGCACAGCGCUCCGCUGCCGACGACGACCUUGACGACCGCCGGUGGCGUUACCACAGUCGCUAAUGCAGCUGGCGGCGGCGCCUCGUACAGACUGCAGCAGAUCAAUCCGCAGCAGAUCAGAAGCAAAGUCGUGUAUCUGAGCAACAACGGCCAGGAGAUCGUCAAGGCAGAUUCCUCUCCCGCGGCCCAGAAGAACAUCAUCUACAAUAUCAAGCGCAAGGCCGACGACGGUUUAGAGGUCGGUAAUCCAAUUUUUUCCCUAGAUUCCAAGCAGCAGAUGAAUCCGGUCUACAUUACCAAGCUGCCGGCUACCAAGACCCUAAAACUCUGUCCGAUCGAGAUCGGCUCCAAGGACUAUCGCAUCGUUUCCGAGACGAACGCGUUGCCGGCGAUAACGCAGAAGCCGAAAGUCGUGCAGACCGUGGCCAAGGUGGUGAAGCAGACGCCGCCCGUCGUCGCCACGACCCCGCAAUUCAGCAAGGUCGUCACUCGAACCGUCGCGAAAAUCGACCGGAGAAAGUUGAAACAAGCGGCGACGAGUAGCAGCCCCGCUAAUGCGACGACGACGACGACGACGACGGCCACGCUACCCACGAACAAAGUAUUCGUAAAGAUGGAAUACGACGAUGAUUUGGACAUGGACAUUGUGGAGGAGCCGAUCCCCGCGCCGACAAAGCCCACCACCAAGAGCUCGACGGAGAAGUCUACGUCGGAGGAAGAACCCAAAGACGCUGCAACCGCUGCCGCUGCAACUGACACGGCAAAAGAAGGGAAAAGUGAUACCAAUACUAAUACCAAUACUAAAACUAGCAAAAAGGCGGCGGCGGCGGCGGCUGCGGCGGAAGCUGCAGCAGCCGAGCCGGAAAAGGCCGAGAAGUCCAAAGCACCGGAAAAGAAGAUCGGUAUCUGGAGAAAAAGAUGCACUAGAAGGACAUAGUAUAGUUAUUUAGUACGAUAAUAUAAUAAUGUUGCAUACUUUUAAUCGAACAGAGGAAAGAAAGAAAAAAGUAUUCCGUGCCUGAUGUAUAUUGUUUAUUUACGUUUACUCGCACAGCAGCUGAACACGCUUUAAAUAUUUAGAGAAUAAUUUUAUUCGCUUGGUAAUCGGACGAGACGCUGCCGCCACCGCCUGUUCUGUGCUAAAUUAGCACGAGAGUAUUAUUUAUGAAUGAAAAAAAUAAUUGGUAAAACCAGAAUGGUUGAUGAAAAAAAAAAGAAAUGUACAAAUUACAUUGUAAAAUUUAUUAUUUAAUUUUUGUAUCACUAUAUUAAUGAAAAAAAAUCUAGAUAAUUUGUAAUGGAUUGUAUAUUGACAGAAUGAACAAAUCAUGAUUAUUAAUAUUAAAAUAAACAACAUUUUUGUUUAA
Molecule: messenger RNA, 2527 nt
Organism: Trichogramma pretiosum
Lineage: Eukaryota; Metazoa; Arthropoda; Insecta; Hymenoptera; Trichogrammatidae
Product: mucin-19-like
Exons: 3
Coding region: 778-2097 (439 amino acids)
Source: RefSeq, a predicted model, not a curated record